CGAGAGCAGUCAAUUAUGUAUUUCAAACAAUCCUAUAUACUUAUAAUUGUACAUUAUAAUUUUAAAUUAAAUACCCAACUGACCUUUGACAGCUACAAAUGAAAGUGUAGACUAAUCAUGAAAUGGAACACAUGAUUGUCUACUACUAGUAUUACUCUUCUGUGAAUUUCUCAGAAGAGUCAUAAUUUCAAUUACUUUUAUUACUUCGAGAAGAAAAAUAAAACAGCACGUGCUAAAUACAGUGGUAUAUAGAUCUUUGGAUCGCUUCGGCUGUAUUUUCUCAAUACAAAUCUCGAGGCGCCAAAAUCACUGCAUAACCGGCGAUUUCCACUUUCCGGCGAAGAUCCGUCACCUUUAAACUACUAAUACAACAAAAUGUUAAUCAAAGCCCAAAGGCUCACUCUCUCCCCUUUCUUUCCACGAAAUCCGAUUAAAUCUCACCAAACACUGAUCCGUUGUCUCGGCGGAGACUCGGUGCUAACUCGGAGAAAACUCAGCGCGAUCACCAUAACUACUCCGAUUCUUCAGAAAAAAUCGGUGGUGACUCGUCGGAGAAUCAAAGUGGAGCGAGUCACGAGGAACUGCGUCGGCACUGAUGGAGAAAUCGGCGAGUUUGAGGAAGAAGAGGAGGAGGAGAAUAAGAGAGGGGAUCUAGUGAAAGAGAGCGUAUGGGAACAGAUGAAAGAGAUCGUCAAGUUCACAGGUCCGGCGAUGGGGAUGUGGAUUUGUGGACCGUUGAUGAGUCUCAUCGACACGGUGGUGGUUGGUCAAGGAAGCUCCAUCGAACUCGCCGCUCUUGAUUUUGUGUCGGACAAGAAAGAAGCACAACAUCAAAUUUCUGUCUUACUCUUCACUGGAUUAAUUUGUGGACUAAUGAUGCUUUUGCUCACGAGAUUAUUCGGACCUUGGGCUGUUACUGCUUUUACAAGAGGGAAGAACAUUGAGAUUGUACCUGCAGCCAACACAUAUAUUCAGAUUCGAGGCUUAGCGUGGCCGUUUAUUCUUGUUGGAUUGGUUGCGCAAAGCGCCAGUCUUGGAAUGAAGAACUCAUGGGGACCUCUCAAAGCAUUAGCAGUAGCUACGGUCAUUAACGGUCUUGGAGACACAAUACUAUGCUUGUUUCUUGGACAAGGUAUCGCGGGAGCUGCUUGGGCAACAACUGCCUCUCAGGUUGUUUCGGCUUUUAUGAUGAUGGAUUCUCUGAACAAAGAAGGCUACAAUGCUUACUCCUUCGCGGUCCCUUCGCCGCAAGAACUAUGGAAGAUCUCUGCAAUCGCCGCACCUGUCUUUAUCUCGAUUUUCUCAAAGAUUGCUUUCUACUCUUUCAUCAUCUAUUGUGCUACCUCCAUGGGAACUCACGUUUUAGCCGCUCAUCAGGUGAUGGCUCAGACGUUCAGGAUGUGCAACGUAUGGGGCGAGCCACUCUCUCAAACGGCUCAGUCAUUUAUGCCUGAGAUGUUAUAUGGUGCGAACCGUAACCUUCCCAAGGCCAGAAAUUUGCUUAAGUCCCUAAUGAUUAUUGGAGCCACGCUUGGAUUAGUCUUGGGAAUUAUUGGAACAGCGGUUCCUGGCCUGUUUCCUGGUGUCUACACACAUGAUAAAGUCAUCAUAACCGAGAUGCAUAGACUGCUUAUACCUUUCUUCAUGGCGUUGUUUGCAUUGCCUAUGGCAGUAUCCCUAGAGGGUACACUGCUGGCGGGACGUGAUCUCAAAUUCGUUAGUUCCGUGAUGAGUUCAAGCUUCGUUAUUGGCUGCCUCACACUAGUGUUUGUGACACGAAGCGGUUAUGGUUUACUCGGCUGCUGGCUUGUUCUCGUCGGAUUUCAAUGGGGUCGGUUUGGUAUGUAUCUACGGCGGCUUCUUUCACCUGGAGGCAUACUUAAUACGGAUGUGCUGAGUUCACCAUAUACGGUGGAGAAGAUCAAAUCAGUUUAAGUCUCUGUCCAAAACGUUUAAAAUCAAAUAUUCUAAGCAGGAAGAGAUUAAAAUUCAUGAGCGCAUUGAGCCCUUACUGUUAUUUUACUCUUGGUAUCUCAAGUCUCCAAAAUUCAAAUUCACUUUUAGGUUCUUUUAACUCUUCCCUUCAUUUCAUAUGGGAACAAUGUUUGUGAUUCUAAUCUUGAAGAAAAUGAAAAUGCAUUUAGAUAAAAAAAAAAAAGUAUUCUUGAGAUGAUAACAAACAAACCGGUAAAAAAAAUCAAGCUGUUGCGACUCUACUUCCGCCUCUGCGUCCACGUCCAUCAGGUCUCUCUGAGUACUCCCUUCUAAAAGGUCUAGUGGGUCUAGCGUUUGUGAAUUUCUGUCUUCUUCUAAUCGACAACCUCUCCACUUCCUUCUUCUUCUCCUCUGCUUUCAUUUUGGUGGGACUAGGCCGAUACAAUAUCACGGUCCGCCCGAUUUGUCCUACUGCUACUGAACCUGUCGCUUCUUCCAAAUGCCUAACCGCGUCCUCUAGCUCAUCCGGCGAUGUCUUGCGUAUCUUCACCUGUUCGGAGCUCGUUCUUCUCCAGAGUCUCCAGGAAGGAGAAAACCACUGAAUCAGUAACUCCAGAUUUUCCGACGAGCUGACAUUUCAAUUUGUCACCCAGACUAUGCGCGUAUGAAGCCAAUUCCUUCUUCUCCUUUAUCGACAACUUCAAAGCCGAGCCACGAGCCUUCUUCUUCAUCUUCUCUGUUUUCUCCUCCGAAACCUCUUCAGAUGCUCCCGAAUCUUCAAUUCCUCCCACGGAAACCAUUCCACUGUCCAGUUCUUCUUUUUCUUCUUCUUCGCUAUAUUCGUCUUCCUCGCUCUCUCCGUCUUCUCCGAGAUCUGGUUCAUCGAUGGAAGAGAAGGAUUUCGCUACGAGUGAAGAAGUAUAAGGAAAAGGAAGCGGCUUUGAAGAUAGUGACUGAAAGCGAGGUCUGUUACGGUGGCUGGAUUGAGAGAUUGAAGCGGAUAAGCAAAAGGGUUUGAGGAAGAGACAGACCGAAGAUGGCGGUUCGGGAAGUCGGAGAAGGUUGUGGAUAAGAUGAGUCGAUGAAGAAGACGAUGGUGUUACUCUCGCCAUUGCACUAACUCUGAUUGGUUUCUGUGACCCUCCAGAAUUUAAUAAGAAACCCC
Messenger RNA from Thlaspi arvense, 3100 nucleotides. The record is from the annotation of a GenBank genome assembly. NCBI's taxonomy places the organism in Eukaryota, Viridiplantae, Streptophyta, Magnoliopsida, Brassicales, Brassicaceae.